Camelina sativa (false flax) is the source of this 2441-nucleotide messenger RNA. Its product is annotated as protein ELC-like. Gene Ontology annotation, molecular function: ubiquitin binding. The record is from RefSeq and is a predicted model, not a curated record. Lineage: Eukaryota; Viridiplantae; Streptophyta; Magnoliopsida; Brassicales; Brassicaceae. Gene Ontology annotation, cellular component: ESCRT I complex. Gene Ontology annotation, biological process: endosome to lysosome transport; protein transport; protein modification process.
ACAUCCAAGGAAGAAUGCCAAGAUGUGACAGCAGAAAAGCUGUACAUGAUCUCCUAAAAGAGGUCAAAGAGAAAAACAAGCGCAGAGACAACAAAGCUCUUUCAAAUUGUACACUAGUCUGUAACCACACAAGUCAUGACAGUUUGAGAAAAUUUGUGGAGCUGGAAAUAAAAGUAAGAUCCUUUUUUUUUACAUUUGACCACUAGUCUAUCUUACUCUACACCAGUUAACCAAUGGGAUGACGUUUGCAAAUUAACUAGGUUAUCAAAAAGACUGGGAAGGAAAACUCCUUAUAGAGCAAUCUGCAAGGAAUAUACAGAUUUCAAACAAAAGGGUGAAUCAUCUAUAGAAGAAAAAGGAACACCUUUCGGGACAAUGGGACGAAGAAAACACAAAAUAGAAAGAUAAGUACAUAUCCUGAUGCUGAAUAUAUUAAGAUCUUAAAUGAUAAAUUGCCAUGAUGGGUUGUAAUGUAUUAAUUUGGGGCUUGGAGUGUUCACUUUUUUCCUAAACCUAUCACCAAAGUUUCACUACAAUAUGUACGCAUACAAGAAUUGUCUCAAAUCCCAACAGAGAAAAAUAAGGAAAAGAAAGUUCUCCCAGCAUGUAGUUAGGCUUGGAAAAUUGUUCAUCGAGAUUUGAACAAAAAAAAAAAGGGGGUCAAAGGAAAAAUUUGCAUCAACUAAAUUAAAAUCUGAAACGAGAUUAUACCAAAGCGACUACAACUAAAAUCUAAUGGCAAGGGACAAAGCUGAAAAACUAAGCCAGAGCAACUUACUAACCAUGUCACCAUAAAAUUUGAGUAGAGUCCCAAAGAGAUGUAAAUUCACAGACUGCACAACAAAGGACUUUUAUCAAUGCAUUGAUGGUCCUUCAAAUACAAAACGACUUAGCAACGUUCAGCUAUUUGGUCAUCGAGUUAGGUUUCACGAUAUGAGAACUUAAUUCCCCGAAUUUGAUACCUCAAUACUGAAACUCCCCAAAACGAACAGCAUAUCCAAGUCAACCCCUAUUAGCUUCAAAUUAAAGUAUUGAUACUAAAUUAGUAAAGUUGACCAAGCCAAAAUGGAUAAUUCUAUUAAAUGCAUACAAACCUAAUCAAUCCAGUGACAAAACAUAAUAAUAAUCUAGAAGAAGAAAAAACAGAGAAAAAAGACAAUUAGCAAAAAAUAUCUUCUUUCCAAGAAUGUAAACUUCCACGAAACAAAAGAACAGUCACUAUCCCUUGUUCUCUAAGCUUGACCCAAAACAUUUCAAGUCAUUUCAUAAUAUAUAAAACAAUAAAACUGAAGAACUCAAAACCAAAGAACGUCAUAAAUAGCACAGAAGAACAAGCUUUUAGCCUCAAAGUCACUAACCUUUUUCAAAUGGCAUCAUCAUCAUCAUCAUCAUCUUCUUCAAUCAAAUUCAUAGAAAAAGCCCUUCUUGCCACCGGAUCCUUUGCUCUAUCUUACACCGAUCCUGAUCAGAAAUGGCUAAUCAGAAAGCAUCUAACUUCAUUCCUCCAAGACUAUCCAAACUUCGAGCUCUCAACCAAUACAUUCAACCACAACAACGGAGCCAAAGUUCAACUCUUUUCCCUUGAAGGAUCACUACGUAUACGAAACUCCACUACACAACUCCCAACCGUGAAACUAACCAUUUGGAUUCACGAAAACUACCCAAUAACGCCUCCUCUAGUGUUUAUAAACCCUGAUUCAAUUCCAAUUCGCAACAACCACCCAUUCGUAAGUUCUUCAGGAUUCACAAACUUUAGAUACAUCGAAACAUGGGAAUACCCACGAUGCAAUUUACUCAAUUCCAUCCGUAACCUCAAGAAAGUUCUCGCUAACGAUCACCCUUUUGUACUCACUGAUUCAAUCCCAACCCGGAAGAACCUAUCGAUUUCGAGAACAGAAGCUUUAGAUCGAUUAGCCACGAGUCUCCACUACGACGUUCUAACAAUCAUGGAGAGAUCAGAGGAAGAGAUUGAGAACCUCUGGAAACUUCAAUCAGAGAUGAAGCAAAGAUCCGAAUCUGUUAAUACAAUCAUCACCGAGGUUGAGAACGAGAGAGAGACAUUAAAGGUGAGAGCUUUGAAUCUCAAAGAACACACCGAUGUUUUGGAGAACUGGGCAGAGACGAACUAUCGUAAACUGACGAAAUCGACGACGAUUGAUAUGGGAAUCGAGGAAAUGUUCGAACUUGACUCGGAGGUUGAAGGAUUAGCAGAAGACGACGCCAUUGAAGAUGUGUUGAGAGUACUGGAAGAAGCAGCGGCGAAGGGAGAGUUGGAGAUAGGUUCGUAUCUAAAGCAAGUGAGAGUCUUGGCUAGAGAACAAUUCUUCAUUAGGCAUAAUCGUUUAAAAAUUGAAUCUUUUCAUAUUUGAUGAGUUCGUUAUGAACCUUUUCUUUUUGUAAAUUUAUCUUCUUUUUUGGGUAUAAUGAUGGACUAAAUAACU